AUGAGCGUCGCAACAGAAGGCUUGGAAGACAUGCCCAUCCAAGUGACUCGGGAGACCAGACAAGCUUCCAAAAUUAACCAGAUUUUUGCAAAGAUCGAUGACUCAUUAAUGCAAAUGCAAGGUCAAAACAUUAUAAAGAUUAAUAUCCAAGAUCUUGAAAAAUGUCCACCACCAAACGUAUAUAUUGAGAUCGUUGGGAGAAUUACUAAUGUUCAGCGAACUCAUCGUGCGGUCGAAUUUAUUGGAAUCGCUCUUCCUAAUUCAACAAAUCGCUUUCAUCAGAAUCCUUUUCCUGGGGUAUUCACAGUUCCGGCGACUCAACAACAAAAUCAAAGACCUGAACAAGCUCCAUACAUAAUUAAUUGGGAUGCUAACCAAACUUUGAUUUAUUAUAUAAUGAAAUAG
Molecule: messenger RNA, 405 nt
Organism: Funneliformis geosporum
Lineage: Eukaryota; Fungi; Glomeromycota; Glomeromycetes; Glomerales; Glomeraceae
Source: the annotation of a GenBank genome assembly